Molecule: messenger RNA, 165 nt
Organism: Anisakis simplex (herring worm)
Lineage: Eukaryota; Metazoa; Nematoda; Chromadorea; Rhabditida; Anisakidae
Source: the annotation of a GenBank genome assembly
AUGGGUAUGAAGUCCACUCUGCUUGUUGCGCUUUCGAUAAUUUAUCUGACCAAUGUUGUUUCAGCAGGUAUGCCUCUAAGUGACGGAAAGGGAUGGGUUGUAGUGGAAGGUGCUCAAGAUCUGCCGAGUUCGAGUGAACGGCCAGCGGUAUCUGAACUUCAGUGA